This is a messenger RNA of Dreissena polymorpha, 802 nucleotides long. Its product is annotated as 60S ribosomal protein L19-like. Lineage: Eukaryota; Metazoa; Mollusca; Bivalvia; Myida; Dreissenidae. Bases 148 to 735 code for a protein of 195 amino acids. The transcript has 6 exons. The record is from RefSeq and is a predicted model, not a curated record. Gene Ontology annotation, biological process: translation. Gene Ontology annotation, molecular function: structural constituent of ribosome; RNA binding. Gene Ontology annotation, cellular component: ribosome; cytosolic large ribosomal subunit.
AAAUUAUUAAAUGUGGUAUAAUGAAGUAUUAUUACUAUUAUUUGUCAAUAAUAUUCGUUCUGCGUUAAAUAAUGAUAAUGCGUUCUAAUAUCAGACUGAGUUAUCCGCCCAACUUCCUCUUUCACCACUAAACGUGCAACUGCAACCAUGAGUACACUGCGGUUGCAAAAACGGCUCGCCGCUGCCGUUCUCAAAUGUGGCAAAAACAAGGUCUGGUUGGAUCCUAACGAAACAAAUGAAAUUGCAAAUGCCAACUCAAGACAAAACAUCCGCAAGCUUGUUAAGGAUGGUCUCAUCAUCAGGAAGCCUGUUGCUGUACAUUCCAGGGCUCGUGUUCGUAAGAACAUGAUUGCCAGAAGGAAGGGGCGACACAUGGGUCACGGCAAGAGGAAGGGUACUGCCAACGCACGUAUGCCAGAGAAGGUUCUCUGGAUGAGACGUACGAGAGUCCUGCGACGGCUGCUCAAGCGAUACAGAGAGGCCAAGAAGAUUGAUAAGCAUUUGUACCAUGAGCUGUACCUGAAGUCCAAGGGUAACGGCUUCAAGAACAAGCGUAUUCUCAUGGAGUACAUCCACAAGAGAAAGGCUGAGAACAUCAGAUCCAAGCAGCUCAGUGACAUCGCUGAUGCCCGCAGAUCAAGGGUCAAGGAAGCUCGCAAGCGUCGCGAUGAAAGGAUUGCACAGAAGCGUGCAGACCUUAUCAAGUCGUACGCUGAUGAUGAAGCCAAGAAAUAAAUUAUUUGCCUGUAACAUUUUACCUGUCAGUAAAGCGGAUCAAGAAAGAAACUGUUUUCUUCAUCUG